Molecule: messenger RNA, 375 nt
Organism: Oikopleura dioica
Lineage: Eukaryota; Metazoa; Chordata; Appendicularia; Copelata; Oikopleuridae
Source: the annotation of a GenBank genome assembly
AUGGAAAUUACGAAAGAAGAAUUGACGAAGGAAGACAAGGAAGAGAACGGAAAGAAAAAGAAGAAAGAAGUUACUUGGUGCAAGAAUGUUUAUUUAUUUUCCGUCCCCUACUACAACAGAAAGUGCAAGUCCCUCGACAUCGACAAGAUAAAAGACAAAGCGAGGGAAAAAAUAAAAAUCGAGCUCGACAACUACAAGCGCAACGAAAUGGAAGUUCACCACCAAAGCCGUGAAAACACGUCUUUUUACUAUCCUCUCCAAAAUCCUCAUCACAGCCAAUAUUCUUAUUCCUUCUUCCGCCGGGACUUCGAACUUUCAAAUUCUAGCGACCGAAGAACAUCACCAAAAUCAAUCGAAGACUUUUUCAAGCUGUAA